AUGUCGCUAUUCAGCGGCUCCACUGGCAAGGCAUCGUCCGCCAGCAGCGUCUACAGCGACGACACCCCACACUACACACGAACUCUUGCUGUCACCACAUCAGCCCCCUCUGGCAGCUACAAGGCGAACGUGCGACCUGGAGGCGGCCGUGGUGGCGCUGGGUACUACAACAAGGCCAAGUCGCCCAAGGCUCCAAAAGCGUCGCUGGCCAACGAGGAGUGGGACGACUCGGCUGUGCUCCACAAAGACCAGCUGCUUACUCCACAGCUUACUACUUCGUUCCGCAAACUUGGCAAGAAGAAAAUGCAAGGCUCCAUCCACAGCAACGAAACUGCGCGCGAGCAAGGACGCCCCUCUACACCACUGCCAGAAGGCAUGUACCCCAUCGGCGUGAGCUUUUUGGACAUGGGGGGCUAG
This is a messenger RNA of Apiotrichum porosum, 417 nucleotides long. RefSeq lists its product as uncharacterized. Lineage: Eukaryota; Fungi; Basidiomycota; Tremellomycetes; Trichosporonales; Trichosporonaceae. Bases 1 to 417 code for a protein of 138 amino acids. The transcript is spliced from 3 exons. The record is from RefSeq and is a predicted model, not a curated record.